Messenger RNA from Penicillium oxalicum, 1581 nucleotides. Its product is annotated as acyl-CoA synthetase. NCBI's taxonomy places the organism in Eukaryota, Fungi, Ascomycota, Eurotiomycetes, Eurotiales, Aspergillaceae. Gene Ontology annotation, biological process: fatty acid metabolic process. Gene Ontology annotation, molecular function: medium-chain fatty acid-CoA ligase activity. The coding region runs from base 1 to 1581 and encodes 526 amino acids. The transcript is spliced from 3 exons. The record is from RefSeq and is a predicted model, not a curated record.
AUGCCUGUCCCUUCAUUGCCCCUAUUCGUUGCGGCGCGGCAGAUUGCCAUAGAUGAUCCUGAGAAUAUCGCAAUCAUUGAUGUCUCCAAGAAUCAAUCUUUCACAUUCACCCAACUUCUCGAAGAUGCCGCUAUACUGAGGAAACGCAUCAUAGAGACCCUUGGGACGACGUCAUUGGGAGACCUGGAGGAGCAGCGAGUGGCCUUUCUGUGUCCGGCCGGAUAUGACUACGUCGCCACGAGUUGGGCUGUCUGGGCGGCUGGCGGGGUGUGUGUGCCACUUUGUACAUCCCAUCCGGUCAAGGAGCUCUUGUAUACUCUUCACGAUUCAGAUCCAUCUCUGAUCAUCAUCCACCCGACCUUUGAGAAGAUCGCAUCAAAAUUACGUGAGGCAUUAUCUUCUCCAGUUCCAUUCAUGGGACUCGACCCAUUGACCCAGAAUGAGAAUGCCUCAUUGCCGUCUUUCACGCCACCUUUCCCACUUGAACGGCGAGCCUUGAUAAUCUACACCAGUGGAACAACCUCGAAUCCCAAAGGCUGCGUGACAACCCACGAGAACAUCACCUUCCAGGCCAGUUGCCUCGUCAAGGCUUGGGAUUAUCGGUCUAGUGAUCAUCUCAUCCAUGUCCUGCCGCUGCACCACGUGCAUGGUAUCAUUAAUGGACUCACAGCCAGUCUGCUCAGCGGGACGACAGUGGAGAUGCACCUCAAAUUCGAGCCAAAGGCCAUCUGGGAGCGUUGGCAAAAUGGCGGGACGUCGACUAUGUUCAUGGCUGUCCCCACAAUCUAUUCCCGACUUAACGAUUACUUCGAUACCCACAUUCGAGGAACAGAGAACGAACAAGCCGCGCGUGCCGGCGCACGGGCUCUCAGAUUGGUCGUCAGCGGAUCGGCAGCCCUACCGACGCCAAUAAAAGCCAAAUUUGAGGACAUCACCGGCCAGGUUCUCCUCGAGCGGUACGGAAUGACGGAAAUCGGGAUGGCGAUCAGCUGCGGCCUGGAUCUUGAUAAACGGAUUGACGGUAGCGUAGGCUGGCCAUUACCCGGAGUGCAGGUCCGACUGACGGACAAGGAGACCGGGCAAAUCAUCGAUGGAGUCAAUGAAGAUGGCAUGAUUGAAGUCAAAGGGAAGAAUGUUUUCCGAGAAUACUGGAGGAAACCGACAGCGACCGCCGCCGAAUUCACAGAGGACGGAUGGUUCAAGACCGGCGAUUGUGCUUUGCGCGACUCGAGCGGCGCAUACUAUAUUCAAGGCCGUGCCAGUGUAGAUAUUAUCAAGUCCGGAGGCUACAAGGUUUCCGCCUUGCAGGUUGAGCGAGCGAUGCUCGCAUUGAAUCAGAUUCAAGAGGUGGCGGUUGUGGGGUUGAAAGAUCAGGAAUGGGGGGAGCGAGUGGCGGCGAUCGUCAAGUUUCGUGAAGGCGCCGAAAUGGACCUACCAUCCAUCCGCGCAGAGCUCAAGAAAGAGCUAGCGGCUUAUAAAGUGCCCACGGUUCUGAAAUGUGUGGACACGAUUGCGCGCAACGCCAUGGGCAAGGUCAACAAGAAAGCACUAGUGCAGGAAUACUGGCCGGCUCAAGCUUGA